AUGGCUGGAGAACGCUUCUGCCUGGCCGAAGUGCUUGCUGUCGCAAAGAUGCAUCCCUUCUACAAUCCAGAGAUUCAAUAUCCCCCAGAUGCCAAUGCAAUUCGCGCGGCGCGUGAAUGGAUCGUUGGAAAUGCGCCAGAGGCUGAUAUUCGUGCCCAGCCAUUGUUGCAAAAGAAUGACAUAUACAAGGCAGUCGAGCGAAUGAUGCAUGAUAUGAGCCCGGAGAAUGUCUACCGUCAAAGCUCCUACAUGAGCAUCACUGGUGGCGGGUCCGGUGGACUACCCAUGAUGUUUGCGGUGGAUGUGCAUGAGAACCGUCGACAGAGACUUCAAAUGGGAGAGCUUCUUCGGACGUGUGGACUUAUCAAUCCUACGGAUUGGGUGCUAUCUCUCCACAUAUCCGGGGGAUUUUAUAGGUCGUUAGAUCUCACGACAGAAGUCAUGGAGAAUGCAGGAGCUACGGUCCUCAGUGGAGGAAAUUACAUGGCUCUUGAAGAGGUCGUCGACUCUCUGGCUCAUUAUCACGUUAACGCAUUGACCGGAGACGCCAGCCAGAUCAUCCAGAUGGUGAACUACAUCUCGACGCUGUUGCCGGAAAAGCGCAAUCAGAUAAAUCUCACCAAAAUAAUCUAUACGUCAGAGCCAUUGACAGGCACCCAACGCGCACUCAUCCGUGCAACUCUAGGCGAUGUCAAGAUCUGCUCUAUCAUGGGGAGCGCAGAGGCAGGGCCUUGGGCAUUAAGCACCCCUGAUCUAGUCAGCGAGGAGAAUCUUUCAGGUAGCACGAUGGAUUUCAUCUUUGAUACUCGCAGUAUCAUGAUUGAGAUUCUUUCACCCACGGCCCUGGACGACCAAGACUCCUCCCCGGAGCCACUUCCGCUCGGCGAGACCGGGAUUAUUGUACAGACUUCUCUCCAGCGUCUGCGCAAUCCAUUAGUUCGCUAUAUCACCGGCGAUAUCGGAUCCCUGCAUCCUCUCCCGGAGUCUGCCAGCGUCCUGAUCCCCAAGAGUGAACGGGAGUUCCUGCGGGUAUUGCGCAUGCGGGGCCGUGACCGUCGCUUUAGCUUCAAAUGGUACGGGGCCUAUUUUGAAUUCGACAAUAUGAAAACCAUCAUGCAGGCGGAGGAUUCCGGGAUCCUGCAAUGGCAGGUGAUUCUGGACCAGCUGGAGUCGUCGUUGCAGCCGACUCUGGAAGUUCGUAUGCUUCGUGCACCUCCUUGCGCGGAGAUUCUCUCCGAAGAGGAAGUAAUCAAAACCCUGAGGACGUUCUUUCUUGUGUUACCGGAGAAUGAACAUUUCUUUCGCAUUGUAUUUGUGAAGGAUUUGAGUGGGUUUGAGCGGAGUUCUACUGGCGGGAAAGUGAUUAAUUUUAUUGAUCGGUUGCAUUGA
Aspergillus tanneri is the source of this 1389-nucleotide messenger RNA. RefSeq lists its product as uncharacterized. The record is from RefSeq and is a predicted model, not a curated record. The transcript has 3 exons. Lineage: Eukaryota; Fungi; Ascomycota; Eurotiomycetes; Eurotiales; Aspergillaceae. The coding region runs from base 1 to 1389 and encodes 462 amino acids.